This is a messenger RNA of Leptinotarsa decemlineata (Colorado potato beetle), 1533 nucleotides long. Its product is annotated as sin3 histone deacetylase corepressor complex component SDS3. The record is from RefSeq and is a predicted model, not a curated record. Lineage: Eukaryota; Metazoa; Arthropoda; Insecta; Coleoptera; Chrysomelidae.
CAUAACCUUAAUCGUGUUGCCUGUCAAAUUUUACUUUUGACCACCGUUUACUUAUAUAUUUUGACAAUAAGUAAUCUGUUAUAAUUUUUUUUGUUUCGAGUAGAAGAGUAGUAAUUAGGAACUACACUGAUAACUAAUAUACAAUCUGUGGUGGAGUUACGAAAGUAACAGUUACUAAUAAUAUAGCCUGAUUAAGACAUCUUGAAUGAAAGUAUUCUUGAAAAAAAAUUGAACCCUUUUUUUGAAAAAUGUCUUUGUUUGGCUCUCCUUAUUCUAAUUCAUGCAUUCAAGAUUUUGAAUAUGACGAGGAAAAGUUUGAGGAUGAAGAUGAUAAAGAUCAUGAAGAACUUCCUGAAGAAAGUGAUGAAGAUACUGAAGAUGCCAGUGAAACAGACACAGGAAGACAUCGAGAACCACUGGAAAUCAAAGAGCAAAUGUACCAGGAUAAAUUGGCUAACUUGAAAAAGAAAUUACAGCAACUCAAAGAUGGUACUCAUCACGAUUAUAACAGAAAAGUUCGAAAACUUGAAUACCAAUAUAAAGAGCGUAUACGUCUGAAUGCACUCUAUAGGGACUAUACUAUUGAAUGUGUUGAAAAGGAAUAUAUCCAGGAAAAAAAGGCAGCUGCUCGAGAGUUUGAAGAGAAAAAAAUUGAUCUGAAGGAAAACCUUAUAUCAGAUCUUGAAGACAAAAAGAGGACUGUGGAAGCAGAAAGAUUCACUAUGGAGCUCACAGGUGACUCAAUGGAGGUAAAGCCAGUUAUGACAAGAAAACUACGUCGGAGACCAAAUGAUCCAAUGCCUCUACCAGAGAAAAGGAGAAAAGCUCCAACGGCACAAAUCACUUAUCUGCUCGACGAAAAAGAGAUGGAACAUGAUUUGCGAAUUAUUAAUAAAGGAAAACUUUCUACACCAGUUCGAAAACACAGUGAGAAUUCUUGUUCAUCGAGUCCAGGACAUGUCCAGGCAGCAGUGCCCGUACAGCAGGUCGCUGAAACUCCUCUCAUAGAAACCCGAAUAGAAGAUGGAAAAUUAUUGUAUGAAAAACGUUGGUAUCAUCGGGGACAAUCCGUUUUUGUUGAAGGUCGUGACAUGCCCAAAUUCCCUGCCAAUAUAUCCGCCAUUGGCAAUGAUGCUGUUUGGGUUAAGAAAUCUGACGGUGCAAAAGUUAGGAUUUAUAUAUCGUACCUUGCCCGAGGCAAAAUCUCUCUCAAGAGAAGAGCUUCCUGAAAAGAAUUUCAGUAUUUGUGAUAAUUUAAGAUUGCAUUAAGAUUUUUGUAAAUAAUAAUGAAAUAUUUCGUUUUCUAUAAAAAAAAAUUAAUCAAGAAUUUUACAUUGUAAACUCGUUUAUCAAAAUAGAUUUUAGAAUAUAUUCAAAAAUCAAUCCGAUUUUGAAAAUUUUCGUAAAUUAUUUGCAAGUAUUCGCCAAGAGUUUCAUUUUUUCUGGUGGGUUUUUUCCUGUUUUUGGAUCCAAAUAAAGUAAUUAUUGAACGUUUUUUCUGUACGAGUCUAAAUAAAGAAGAAUAAUUUAUGA